CAUUAUCAGCGAGAUUUCGGGAGGUUCGCGGAUGUUCUGGAACUUAUCAAACCUCAAACCGAUUGCUUUAAACCGGUGACGCUAAUAAUCGUUCUCUGAGAGAAAUUUGAGUCAAAUUGAGUUAAUUUUGUAUCAAAAUCAAAGAUGUAUCGAGUACCAACUGUAAUGCGCUCCCUUGCUCUUCGCAAAGUGCAGCAAAUGAACCAGAUCCAAAGAUGGUACGCAAAAGACGUCAGAUUUGGGCCAGAAGUUCGAGCCCUGAUGCUUCAGGGCGUCGACAUUUUAGCUGAUGCUGUUGCUGUUACCAUGGGCCCAAAGGGUCGUAAUGUUAUCAUUGAACAAUCAUGGGGAUCACCAAAAAUUACAAAAGAUGGUGUAACAGUUGCCAAAGGUGUAGAAUUAAAAGACAAAUUUCAAAACAUUGGUGCCAGACUAGUGCAAGAUGUAGCCAAUAAUACCAAUGAAGAAGCCGGAGACGGAACUACAACGGCCACCGUUCUAGCUAGAUCAAUAGCUAAAGAAGGAUUUGACAAUCUUGGACGGGGAGCUAAUCCCGUUGAGAUUAGAAAGGGCAUCAUAUUGGCAGUGGAAAAGAUUACUGAAACUCUCAAGACUCUAUCGAAGCCCGUUACCAGUCCAGAGGAGAUUUGCCAAGUUGCGACGAUUUCGGCUAACGGCGAUACAUCGGUUGGUAAUCUUAUUGCUGAUGCUAUGAAGAGAGUAGGAAAGGAAGGAGUCAUCACUGUAAAAGAUGGGAAAACCUUGAAAGAUGAACUGGAGGUGAUCGAAGGGAUGAAAUUCGAUAGGGGAUAUAUUUCUCCAUACUUUGUGAACACCACCAAGGGCGCUAAAGUAGAAUACCAAGAUGCGUUAGUCCUGUUCAGCGAAAAGAAAAUCUCGUCAGUCCAGAGCAUUGUGCCAGCUUUGGAGUUGGCCAACGCACAAAGGAAGCCUCUAAUUAUUAUUGCUGAAGAUGUAGAUGGUGAAGCGUUAACUACUUUGGUUGUGAACAGGCUUCGCAUUGGACUUCAAGUAGCAGCGGUCAAAGCACCAGGAUUUGGUGAUAACCGCAAAUCUACUCUUCAUGAUAUGGCCAUUGCCAGCGGAGGAAUUGUGUUUGGCGAUGAUGCCGAUAUUGUCAAGUUGGAAGAUGUUAAAGCUUCAGACUUGGGUCAAGUUGGCGAAAUUGUUAUCACCAAAGACGAUACCUUGCUAUUGAAAGGAAAAGGCAAAAAGGAAGAUAUUGAUAGACGUGCUGACCAGAUAAGAGACCAAAUUGACACAACAACCUCCGAAUAUGAAAAGGAAAAAUUGCAAGAAAGACUGGCUCGUCUUGCAUCUGGUGUUGCCGUUUUGAAAGUUGGAGGAAGCAGUGAAGUAGAAGUAAACGAAAAGAAGGACAGAGUCACUGAUGCUUUAAAUGCUACUCGCGCUGCUGUAGAGGAAGGAAUCGUUCCCGGAGGUGGCACUGCUUUAUUAAGAUGUGCAUCCAGUUUAGAUUCAGUUAAAGCCGCAAACAAGGACCAGGAAAUUGGUAUUGAAAUCGUAAAACGGUCUUUGAGAAUCCCAUGCAUGACCAUCGCUAAAAAUGCUGGUGUUGAUGGAGCUGCUGUUGUGGCAAAAGUGGAACAGCAUACCGGUGACUAUGGCUAUGAUGCAUUGAACAAUGAAUACGUAAAUAUGUUUGAAAGGGGCAUUAUCGACCCUACCAAAGUUGUUAGGACAGCUUUGGUAGAUGCUUCCGGUGUAGCUUCUCUUCUAACAACGGCCGAAGCUGUAAUCACAGAAAUACCAAAAGAAGAACCAGCUGUUCCAGGCGGCGGAAUGGGCGGCAUGGGUGGUAUGGGCGGAAUGGGAGGUAUGAUGUAGACACAUGGUUACGAAUUAAUUUACGUUUAACCAAAUUACGGUCUUUCCAAAAAAGACUUACUGUGUGAUUGUGAUCUGUCAAAACGAUUGUUUUAAAUAUUUUGGCAGAAAAUUAUGUAGUGCUAAAUCUGAAAGUCCGAAUGUUCUUACAUGGCAACUUGUAGUGCGAACGCGUGUGUAAUUUUGUUUUUGAGUUAAAAAUUGUUUCCUACAUACAAUGAACUGAGACUGCAGCAUAUUAGCUAAAACCGGAGAAACAAUUCAUCAGUCAGUUAAUAGCCAUAUCGAUCUGAUUUGCAUUUAACUGUUUCGUGUUGUGUAAAUGUAGGUUUUCCAUUUUUUAAGAUUCCUUGAAAUGUAAAUUGUUAAAUAUAUUGUUAUAAUUUUUUAGAA
Dendroctonus ponderosae (mountain pine beetle) is the source of this 2262-nucleotide messenger RNA. It is a transcript of the gene Hsp60A, whose product is annotated as heat shock protein 60A. The record is from RefSeq and is a predicted model, not a curated record. Bases 145 to 1869 code for a protein of 574 amino acids. Gene Ontology annotation, cellular component: mitochondrial matrix; mitochondrial inner membrane. NCBI's taxonomy places the organism in Eukaryota, Metazoa, Arthropoda, Insecta, Coleoptera, Curculionidae. Gene Ontology annotation, biological process: apoptotic mitochondrial changes; mitochondrial unfolded protein response; protein refolding. Gene Ontology annotation, molecular function: ATP-dependent protein folding chaperone; protein-folding chaperone binding; ATP binding. The transcript has 8 exons.